AUGCCGCACCGCGCGAACGAGUGGCUCUCCGCGCUCGGCGUCGACGCGCGCGUCCGCACGGCGCGACGCGCGAGCGAUGAGCGCGAUGUGUGCGACGGGUCGCGCGCGCACCUGCGAGGAAGCGCGUUGACGGAUCGCCGAGGGCGAUCGAAUGGACGAUCGACGCGGCGGCGAUGCGUGCCGCGAGCCGCGAUCAUGGCGGGGACAAACACGCCGGUGACGGCGGCGCUCGGCGCGGCGGCGGCGAACGACGGUAUGGAUAACGUCUUGAGCAUCAUUCUCGGCGGCGGCGCCGGAACGCGUUUGUACCCGCUGACGAAGAAGCGCGCGAAGCCGGCGGUUCCGCUCGGCGCGAAUUAUCGUUUGAUCGAUAUCCCAGUGUCCAACUGCAUCAACUCCGACAUCAACAAGGUGUACUGCUUGACGCAAUUCAACUCGGCAUCGCUCAACAGGCACUUGGCCCAGGCGUACAACACGAACAUCGGCACGCACACUCGACAAGGCUUCGUCGAGGUGCUCGCUGCGCAGCAGAGCCCGGUGAACAAGGCGUGGUUCCAAGGCACCGCCGAUGCGGUGCGCCAAUACUUGUGGUUGUUCGAAGAGUCCAAGUGCGAGGAAUAUUUGAUCCUCUCUGGCGACCACCUGUACCGCAUGGACUACCGUCCAUUCAUCAUGAAGCACCGCGAAACAGAAGCCGCGAUCACCGUCGCGGCUCUGCCGUGCGAUGAGAAGCGCGCGAGCUCUUUCGGCUUGAUGAAGAUCGACAACACCGGUCGCGUGAUUGAAUUCGCCGAAAAGCCGAAGGGGGCCGAGUUGCAAGCGAUGAAGGUCGACACGACUGUUUUGGGAUUGGACGCCGACAAGGCGCAGGAGAUGCCGUUCAUCGCCUCGAUGGGUAUCUACGUCUUCGAUGCAAAGAAAAUGCGUGAGUGUCUCCUCGAAAACUUCAAGGAGGCGGAUGAUUUCGGCGGUGAGAUCAUCCCGAUGGCGGCUCAGAUGGGCUUGAAGGUGCAAGCGUUCCUGUACGAAGGGUACUGGGAAGACAUUGGUACUGUCGACGCUUUCUUCCACGCCAACUUGUCCUGCAACGACCCAAACCCGGCGUUCAACUUCCACGAAAUGAACGCGCCGAUCUAUACGCAAUCGCGCUUCUUGCCUCCGAGCAAGGUGCAAGACUGCGAGAUUGAGCGCUCCACGAUCGGCGACGGUUGCUUCAUCACGAAGGCAAAGCUCAAGAAUGUGAUGGUGGGUCUGCGCUCGACGGUGAACGCGAACUGCGAUUUGGAGGAUACGCUCGUCAUGGGUGCCGAUUACUAUGAGACUUACGACGAGGCGAAGACCAGCGCUCUUCCGGGCGGCGUCCCGAUCGGCAUUGGUGCGGGAACUAAGAUUCGCAAGGCGAUCAUCGACAAGAACGCUCGGAUCGGUGAGAACUGCCAGAUCCUCAACGAGGCUGGCGUGAUGGAUAAGGACUGCGAGAACGAGGGUUACAUCAUCCGGGACGGCAUCAUCGUCGUCAUCAAGGAUGCGGUAAUCAAGCCUGGCACGGUGAUCUAA
Molecule: messenger RNA, 1557 nt
Organism: Ostreococcus tauri
Lineage: Eukaryota; Viridiplantae; Chlorophyta; Mamiellophyceae; Mamiellales; Bathycoccaceae
Product: Nucleotidyl transferase
Exons: 2
Coding region: 1-1557 (518 amino acids)
Biological process (GO): glycogen biosynthetic process
Molecular function (GO): glucose-1-phosphate adenylyltransferase activity
Source: RefSeq, a predicted model, not a curated record